ACCGAGCGAGUCUUUCUCGCGUCCCAGCAACGCGCCCGGCCCUUUCCUGUCGGGCCCAUUCUCCCUGGUGCCCCUCCCUUCCUCGAGGCUGCCGCUCACCCCUCACUGGGUCUCUCCCUGGUCCGGAGGGCGCGGGUCUGCACACUCUCACUCAGUGCCGGAGAGCAGUUCCUGCGGCUCUUGUGGUGGGAGCUGCCCGAGAGCCAAGGCAGUGGCGAGGGACGGCGAGAAAGAAUGUUUAAGUUUAUUUAAGAAAGAGGAAAAAAGAGUCAACAGAUCCAGGAUUUUCGUCAUUCUGAUUUUUAAGGCACAUCCAAAGCUCCGUGGAGAAGGGGCUGGAGGGUGGGAGAAUCAUUUUUGUAUACACUCCAUAUAAGAGAGAAGAGACCCAUCGAAGAUUCAGUACGGAGUCACCUGGAAAUUGGAGAUGUUGGAUACGAUCGCCCGUGCCCUGCAGGACCUGGGCAGGCAGGUGCUGCCCACUCUGCCCUCGCUGAGCCAGGAGGAAGUCUCUAUUAUCUGGGGGAAUGUAUCAGAAUUUGUGGGACGGCAGUUAACCCUGCACAAGGGGGUUCAGAUUCCAGGAUUUGGAACUUUCACUUUCAUGAGACAAAAACUUGAGGUGGGAAACAACAAAUUUAUCUUAAUCCAGAGGCCUGUGUUUAUUAUGGCGGAGAAGCUAGUGCAGAUCCAUGGACUCAAACAAAACAAAAUAUAUACUCCUGGUGAUAUCCCAAUUGUUCCACUUAAUUUUGUCAUGAUAUCCCUGGAGGGUCCAUUUAACAGAGAUGUAGUGGAAGGAUGUGUGAAGGAGACGUUGCUUUUUUUAUCGCGAUCCAUUUCCAUGAAACAAAAUGUGGAGUUUACAUUCAAAGGAAUUGGGGUCCUCAUGAUCAGAGACAACAAAGUGAAGAUGAGGUUUUAUAAAGACUUCCUUUGUACCAUGGAUGGAAGUGGGGCUUUGGCAAAGGCCCUAGCAAACAGGCCUGGCACUGUGGACUCGGUGUUGUCCAGCAGAGAGGCCUUGAGGAAGUGGCCCAGCAGUGUGCUUGCGUUUCCAAGGAUUGAGCUCAAGCAGACGGAAAACAAACUGCCUAUGGAGACCCUUGUAGAAGAAUGUGGAGAGAAUAGAGAAAGGAAGUGCAAGUUAAAAGACCAGUCAGACAAAGAAGAAGGCAUCAGAGAUAUCUCAUCACCCAAGAGACUUCGAGAUAGACAAGCUUUGUUCCCUGCCAAAGUGACAAAUGUCAGCUUGCUGGAAAAGACUGACCGAAGUGAGAGUGGUGAGAAGAUUAUGACCUCUGAAAGCUUAUCAUCUCCAAGUUGUCUGAAACAUGACAGUGACAUGAAGCCCCAAACAUCUCCAGCUUGUCAGGAUCAUGAUAAGGCAGGACAGGAAAUGUGCUAUGUAUGUUUGCAACGAGCACAACGAAAUUCCCCGUUGUACUACGGUGAGGAAAGGAGGAGAGAGAUAGAAGAUGAGAGACUCAUACAGCAGUAUCAGAUGUUGAAAGAUCAGGAGGCUCUCUUCAGACACCAGCUGAAAAGUCUGGCUACUAGAGAACAGAAUCAGAAAAAUGCUGCCUAUAAUCUUGGAGUUGCUGAAGCUAUAAGAAGCCACAAGAAUGAGAAACCAGAAUUUUAUAAAUCCUUCCUAUUUGACAAACGGCCACUCAGUCCUGCGUUUAAUGCUCUUAAGCAAGAGGAAUAUUCCCGGAGUCUCCUGAAACAAAUGGAUAACAGACAGGAAAACGAAAUAAAGCAAAGACAAUACAGAGAGUUGAUGGAUCGCCUGGAACAAGUGCAACUCACAGAGGAACUUGCUGUGCAAAGAGCGAAAUUUUUAAAAGAUAAGAUGGAAGAAACACAGUGUUACAAGAGAGCUUUGGAUGCACAGAUAAAGAACAAACCCUCUCGGCUGCCGCCCUUUGAGCCAGACUCCUCUGAGCCCAUCUUUGGUAAGAAUGAAGGUGAACUGAUGGUGGAAAAGCAAAAGCGAGAACAAAAUUACAUGAAACACCAGCUGGAGGCAGCUGCUAACCACAAGAGGAAAGCCAUCCUGCAUCAACUAGUGGACCAGAGGCGGGAUUUGCAAAUGCUUCAGAGGACACAAAGAGAGCAUGUGGCAGACAGAACCGCUGAGCUGGAGCGAGUAAAUAGAAUCAACCAAUGCUUACAGGAGGACUGGGAAAGGAGUGCUGUGAUGAAGAAGCAGCGAGACCUGGAGGAGAAGGCUUUUGAACGGGCUUCAGACAAGCUGUUUCUCCUAGACCAGUGUGAGAAGUAUCGGCGCUGCAAGCAGUGCCAGAGGCGCACCUCCAAUGUGGGCGAGAGCAACCUGUGGCCCCUGAACAAGUUCCUGCCAGGCUCCCGGUUGCUUGUGUAAAACUCAAAGUUUGGAUCUGUGUUUCCUGGGGAAAGUUUUUAUCUUUUACAUGUCUGGGGGUGACUGUGAAACUGCAUAUUUUUACCUCAGAGAAAAAAAUCAUUGUUUAGGUUUGGUGCUUUCAUUAGAUUGCUUGUUAAGCCCUUAUUGAAUUCACUCCUGCCUUUCUCCCACCCCCACUUAUUUCCUAUACUCGUCUCUGAUGGCAGUGAAGGUGUCUAAAUGGUCCUGAGGGCUACAACCUGCUGCACAGGGGCUGGGAAGGGGACCCAGAUUCAUUAUGGCUGCUGGGGUACUGCUGACCCAGCCCUGCUGCUGCUUCGUGAAUUUGUGUACAAAACUUUUUUCGUCUGUAAUGAAUAGUGGCAAUAAUAAAUAUUUUCUAAGUGCCCGACUGUGCACGACAA
Macaca mulatta (Rhesus monkey) is the source of this 2793-nucleotide messenger RNA. RefSeq names its product coiled-coil domain containing 81 (gene CCDC81). Gene Ontology annotation, cellular component: microtubule organizing center. The record is from RefSeq and is a predicted model, not a curated record. Lineage: Eukaryota; Metazoa; Chordata; Mammalia; Primates; Cercopithecidae.